UAAGGAUUUUUUCAAUCCUUAGUUUUUGGUUUUUUAAUAAAUAAUUUUUUCGGACAUGACUUUAAAUCCAACAUAUUUACGUAAAGCAAAAAUUCGUAAUAAAGUUUGAAAGUUUGUUCGAAAACAAUAGAAAACAAAGGAAGGCGAUUCAACUAAUAAAUUUUUUAAAUAAUUUCUAAACCACAUAUUGAACACAGCAAAUGGCUUUAGAUUUCUUUGCAGGAUGUCUUGGAGGAGCUGCUGGAAUAGUGGUUGGACAUCCAUUAGAUACAAUUAAAGUACUCGUACAAUCGCAAACAGCAAAAAGUCAAAAUGCGAUUAAUGUUUUUAAAAAUAUUAUUAAAAGUGAUGGUGUUCGUGGAAUGUAUAGAGGUGUUAUGCCUCCAGUAGCUGGAUCAGUUAUGGCAAACACGAUAAUUUUUGGUAUUUUUGGAAAUGUUGAACGUUAUUUUGAAAAAAGAAAUGUUAUUUAUCCCUGUGUGUUCGCUGGUGGUAUAGCCGGAUUGGUACAAAGUCCCUUAACAAAUUCAAUUGAAUUGGUUAAAAUUAGGUAUCAAAUAAGUUCAUCAAAGGACAGACAAGGACAAAAUAUUUUCCAAUUUAUAAAAAACAUUUAUAACAAAGAAGGCUUACGUAAAGGUCUUCUUAAGGGUAAUUUAAUCACGGUAUUACGAGAAGUGCCCGCAUACACAAUUUAUUUUCUAACUUAUGAACUUUUAACAAAUAAAACUGGGGAGACGUCUACGGCACGUAUGUUAGUUGCCGGAGGAUUGGCUGGUCAAGCGUCAUGGUUAUUAACGUAUCCGAUAGAUGUCAUCAAAACACGUUUUCAAUCCGACCAAAAAGGAGAAUAUAAGGGAAUAAUUGAUUGUGCCAAAAAAAGUAUACGAACUGAUGGGUACAGUAUUUUUUCGAAAGGUAUAGCCGUCUCAUUAAUUCGAGCAUUUCCAUCAAAUGCUGUGUGUUUUGCUGUUGUGACUUGGACGUUUAGACUGUGUAAUCCCGCAGGAAGAACAAUUCCAGGCUCUGGUAGUGAAAUUAAUGAAAUAAAAAAGACUGGUGAAAGUUUUCGGAUAUGUGAUGUUACCCCACAAAAUAAUCUUCAACUUGCCUAGUACUUAUUUUUUUUUUACAAUAAUAUUAUGAAUUUUCACUCUUAGAAGUCUAAAAAUACAAAUGAAAAACAUUUUUCCAAAGUCAUUAUUAGCUCAGUCUCCAUUAAGUUUAGUUUUUGUUAAAGCUCAAUAGGGAAUAUUCAUGAUUUUUGUUUUUGUUUUAAAAGCUCGUUCAUGUAACAAACAGUAAAGAAAAAUUAUUUUUCGAAUAACUAUAAAAACAUUCAAGAUAAAGGACAUCAUAGAUUUGUUUGUAUCUCUUUCUAGCAAAGCAGAAUUUAACAUGGAGUUCUUAUAGGCAAAAGUAUAGGACGUCGCAUACUAUGUCCGAUCUCUCUGUCUAAUAUCUGCCUAAUUAAUUAGUAAUUUAAAAUGUCUAUACAUCCGUAUUUCUUAGCCGAUUUUAAUUUUAAUUUCACUUUUUGUCAUCUCUUUUACGGUGUUUUUAUAUUUUUCAUGAAUAUUCCUUAUUGUCGGUUAGGAAAUUUGCCAGGUAAAGGCAACAGAAGUUAGAUUACUGCCGUCCAGUCAUAUUUGUUUUUAUUCCUUAUUCCAUUUCAAGCUUUAUAUGGCCAAUUUUAUUUUAUACUAGUUAACAAUAGGGCUAAGGGCAAGAACAUAUAUAUAUAUAUAUAUAUAUAUAGAAUGUGAAACUCGAGUGGAGAGGGUAGCAGGAAAAAAGACGCCUAUCUCGUUGCGUACUUUGUAUUGCACAUCAGGCUGUCUUUUUUUCUCUAGCUCGAGAGAACGAUAUUAAUAUGUACAUGCAAAAUGUCAACUUGUUCAAUCUUGUCAUAUAUCCCAAACUCUUUGAGGAUAUUCCUCAUAGCAAAAAACAAAGCGAUUCUGUAUUCACUUUCUAUCGCAACCAAAGAUGUGGAGACUGGAGCAUAAGCUGUGUAAAUAAUGUGUGUUAGAACUUAUGAGCAUUUGAGUGAAAAUUUAAGUUUGUGUUAAAAUAUUGUGCAUUUUUUAAGAAAAUAUAAAAUUCCUUCCAAAUGAAAAGUAAAAUCAAUUGGUUCAUUUUAAAAUUCGGCCUCUUAUCCCUAUC
Molecule: messenger RNA, 2166 nt
Organism: Chrysoperla carnea
Lineage: Eukaryota; Metazoa; Arthropoda; Insecta; Neuroptera; Chrysopidae
Product: mitochondrial basic amino acids transporter-like
Exons: 4
Coding region: 201-1115 (304 amino acids)
Biological process (GO): mitochondrial L-ornithine transmembrane transport
Cellular component (GO): mitochondrion
Molecular function (GO): high-affinity L-arginine transmembrane transporter activity
Source: RefSeq, a predicted model, not a curated record